Molecule: messenger RNA, 5771 nt
Organism: Daldinia vernicosa
Lineage: Eukaryota; Fungi; Ascomycota; Sordariomycetes; Xylariales; Hypoxylaceae
Product: P-loop containing nucleoside triphosphate hydrolase protein
Exons: 4
Coding region: 416-5665 (1749 amino acids)
Cellular component (GO): nucleus
Molecular function (GO): ATP binding; ATP-dependent chromatin remodeler activity; ATP hydrolysis activity
Source: RefSeq, a predicted model, not a curated record
CAUAUUUAUAACCUCCCUCCCAACACUUGUGACAUAUCGUGUUUCCUUCUUCACAUCCCCAAAACACAUACGAGUUCAUGGUCACUAUUCUAUUGUCCACAUUGAACAUCCAACUACUGUAAGUCGAUGAUUUCCCUUACUAAAUCAUAUUGGUAACUUCUGCCAUUAUCCUUCGUUUACUCGCUGUUUACUGCCUAAGAGGUAGGUAUGUUCGACGAUGAGAAAAGGAUGCUACAUCCUGUGCUCUUUCAGUCUAACUAACCUUGGAAGCUCCUUCUCGAUUGUUGUUAUUUCUGUGGUUUCCUUAUUUUGUACUUCUGAUAUUUCAUCGAGGUUUGAAUUCACAUCCCCAACAAUACCUUAGAGUCCCUUCACACCCCUUAUUGACCCCACUCGAUGGUAUCGUCUGACCAACAUGGACGAUCCAUGGGACUGGGACGUCGAUAAGGUGGUUCAAGAGCUCUGCUCAGCCAAUCGAUCUUGGGAACCUCCAACUUCUUACCCCCUGCAAUUCCCGCCUCCGGAGCAACUUGAACCUUUAUUGCGAGAGCAUGGAGUUGACGGCCAUACGCUUCUCACAUAUGAUCGUGCCGAACUCUGCCAAGAACUACGCAUCAAGAUUAUCAAGCACAAAUCUAUACUCAAGCAUAUCAUCAGCUCAUUCCAAGCUCGUAGCAAACAGUAUAGACUGUAUCGGAAACGCAGCUACUCGGAUUUCGAAGCUGGAAAUGACGAAGGUCAAACAGGAAGCAAUGGCAACAGGGAGGUGUUACCAAUCAAGUCUACUUCUCGCAAUCUUCUUCCACCUUCACUGAAAAGAAGCACCGAUCUUACCUUGGUGGGGCCACAGGAUGUGCUUCAAGGUCCUCAUCCUGGAGUCGCGUCUACUCCUACUCCAUAUCGAUCUAACGCUGUUCAUGACACUCCCUACUCCGCUCAGGAGACCCCCACUACAAAGAAACGAAAAGUAGCCCCUAUACUCAUUUCAACUGAGAUCGAUGUUAACGUGUCACGCACUAUUCCCUCCGAAGCGGACGUGAUUAUGGCAUCUAGAUCGAGGAACCUAAUUAAUCAUCAAAACGAUGCAAUCGAUUUGACCUGGGCUUACCUCGGAAAAGAUGCAGUCACAAGGGUGGAUAUCGUUGACCAUUUCAACGACGCCGGACCUUUCUCGAACGACACCUUGCAACAAGAACAACCACUCGCAUUUGUUCGAGUUCGAGACGAUGGACUGCCGUAUGGCCGCCGGCUACAGAUCUACCAGAUUCUCAAGCGUCGGAUGCUGCCGAAUAAAAAGCCUCGGGUUCCUUACGCUGCCAAGCUGGAUAUAGUACCUGGGGCUAACAAUCCGGAUCACGAUAAAAUAUUACCUGUGUACGGAGAUUCAGAUGAUGAGUACGAUUCUGAAACUUGGGCUGAAAUAAAAACCGAACAGCUCAAGAAAAAAGACCGACGUGGCUUAUCUAGCGACGAAGUCCAAGCCGUGAUCGAUGAGUCUAUUCAGAAAUUUGUAUCCGAUUGGAAAGAGCGCAAGGCCUCCAAGCUCUUAUACAAAGCCAACCAAAUUUGGUUAGGUGCUCGAAGGGCCGGCCUAAAGAUGUCGAUCGACAAGAAUCGCAAGAAUCUUAAGGCAUGCGAAUCCCGCAUUGCGAAGUAUUGUAGAGAGAUGACUCUCCAGCAUUGGCAUAAAACAGCCGAGUUGAAGAUGAACACCUUGAUCUUGCAACAGAGUGUAGAAGAUAGGGAAUAUGCUUCGUGGGUUCUCGGUGUGAUCACUGCCUCAACCGAACCUGCAAGACUCGCGGCCCCGCGUCGGACUUCCGUUAAAACCCGUCGGCAGCCAAAGCUAGUUUCUGCCGAUUCGGAGGAGGAGGAGAUACUGACAAGCGAAUCCGAGAGUGAGCUUGAAAAGUUCAUUGUCGACGCCCCCUCGUCCCCUGGUACAUCUCGUAGUGCUUCACCCAUGGCAAUCGUUGAAGACAGUACUCCUCCCGUGCAACAAGAACGUCGCUGUGAAAGUGACCACAACGAGGUAUCUAUGGACUUAGAACGAACAGAAACCAUCGAUCUUGCACAGUCUCCUCAGACACCAGCCAAAUCUCAGAAGUAUCAUGUGAUAGAUCUUACUACCCCCGUCAAGCCCAAAUCAGUUCCCAAUGGCUCACCCAAGAUAAAGCUGAGCAGCACGCCGCGAAAGCUAAGUCAAUUGCAUAAUGAGCAAUCGCCUCUUAUAAUGAGCGUUAAUGACCUGGACCCAUCUGAACAAGCGAUAGCUCAAGAACUGGCUAAGCAAGACGAAGGAUAUCUAUCAUAUAUAUUUUCGGUAACCAUGAAGGAGCGAUCAGACGAAGGUUGGAUAGAUUUUCUAUCUAAUGAGUUAGAAGAGCGAAGAAUCCCGAAGUCUCCCUACGAUACUCCCGAGAAGAGAAAAGCUUGUGCCGCCUUCACGAUGCUUCGUUUGUUUGAAAUAUAUAGAGACGAUGCCUUCUACUCGAUAGGUCAGUAUAAGAAGCUAAGCUAUGACGACAUAAUGAAAAAGGUAGAAGACGCAGGGGAACAAACAGAGACACUCUGCAGUUAUGCCGACUUCCUCCGCCGCUUAUCUGAUCGUUUCGAGUGGAAGGUGAUUGAUACGGGAACAGCCGAUCGAAAAUCACCCUCAAAGCGGAAGAGACGUAAGAAGUUGGUUCGCAAUCAAGAAGCAGAAAGCCUCAGAGAGCAUGAUCGGGCACGAGCGGCAGAGCAGAAACAUCGACAAGAAGUACUACGUGCGAAAUUGGUGGAGCUUGAGGCGCAAGGCGUAGCAGUUCUUGAUCAAAAGGAUAUGAUAAUCAACGAGAGCAAAGAAGAUGAUCAAGGAUUCAUUUACGUCCAUCCCGAGAUCGCAAGGCGCAUCAAGGAACAUCAAGUAGCGGGAGUCAGAUUCAUGUGGAAUCAAAUUGUAGACUCCAGAGCGAAGCAAGGUUGUCUGCUCGCACAUACCAUGGGUCUCGGAAAGACGAUGCAAAUCAUUACACUCCUAGUGGCUAUCGCCGAAGCUGCAGGGUCCGAAGACAAGACGAUCUCCUGUCAGAUACCUAAAGGCCUCAAGGAGUCAAAAACCCUUGUCCUUUGUCCUCCCUCGCUCGUCAAUAACUGGAUGGACGAAUUACUUUCUUGGGCUCCCCAAGGACAUAGACUUGGCGAGUUUUUCAAAGUUGACCAGUUAGCGGAUGUUUCCGAACGCGAUGCGAACAUUGAGGCCUGGGACCAACGAGGUGGCAUCCUUAUCUUUGGCUACAAUCUCUUCAAGGACUAUGUGAUUCAGGAAGACUUUAGAGAAAUACUAUGCGACGGCCCCAACCUCGUUGUAGCCGAUGAAGCGCACACGAUGAAGAACCCGAAGUCACAAACUCACGCCGCCGGCGCACAUUUCAGAACCCUGAGCCGAAUUGCUCUAACCGGCUCCCCCUUGGCUAACAAGGUCGAAGAAUACCAUGCUAUGGUUAAUUGGAUUGCACCAAACUACUUAUCUGAUAUCAGUGAAUUCAGAUCGUUGUACGCCAAUCCAAUCAAGGAAGGUCUCAAACUAGACAGUACUAUGAGUCAGCGCAGAAUGGCUCUGAAGAUGUUAAGGGUUCUCAAGGAAGAAGUUUCGCCAAAAGUGCAGCGAAUAACGAUCGCAGCGCUGAAGCAUGACAUGCCACCAAAGCUAGAAUUCCUCUUAACUGUACCUCUUACCAAUGUGCAGCGAGAGGCGUAUGAAACUUUCAUCAGAUACCAACUAGAUCACCCAGGAUCGAGUCAGUUGGCUUCUAUAGAAACGUUAGGUAUCCUCUGUGCCCACCCCUCGAUCUUCAUGAAAAAGCUGCAGGAUAGAAAACAGGGUUUUGCAAAGUCGACUAUAAAGGCAGAGUCUUUACCUAGUGAGCUUGUUACCAGCGAGAUAACGCUCUUGCAUAAGACAAGGGACCUGGGUUCGUACGCAUUAUCUUGGAAAAUCCUAAUAUUACUCUCCAUUCUGGACGAGUGCAAGCGCAUAGGCGAUUCAGUUCUCAUCUUUAGCCAGUCUAUCCGUACGCUUGACUAUAUAGAGUCUAUUCUCUUUCACAGGAAAUUUUCUUAUGAACGGAUUGACGGGAAAACCCCGACAAGUAAACGACAGUCCGUUGUCAAGGAAUUCGGUAAGGGAAAUAUUGAUGUGUUCCUCAUAUCUACCAAAGCUGGCGGCGUUGGCCUCAACAUGACGAGUGCCAAUCGAGUCAUUAUUUUUGACGUCAAAUUCAAUCCCCAGAACGAGCAGCAGGCCGUCGGGCGUGCAUAUCGUAUUGGUCAGAAGAAACCAGUCUAUGUUUACCGCUUGGUUUGUGGGGGUACUUCCGAGGAGAAGGCGCUGAAUAUGGCGAUAUGGAAGAUGCAGUUAGCUUCUCGAGUCGUUGACCAGAAAAAUCCUAUCCCUAAAGCCCAGGAAUUCGGACAUUCGUUUGAGAUGCCAACGGAGCCAAAACAACAAAAUAUUGAUAUACAUAUUGGCAAAGAUAAUGUCCUAGAUAAGGUUAUUAAAGCUCACAAAGUCGGCAUCAGAGCUAUCACGAUGAUGGACACUUUUGAGGAGGAAGAGCUCGAAGAUGCUGUCUUGACAGCUGAGGACCGUGCGGAAGCUGACCGAUUGAUCGCCCAAAAUGAGGCUCGUAGGCUGGGCAAGCCUAUUCCGCCUCUAUAUUCUAUGAAUCAAGGUUAUUCUACGAAUCAAGGCUAUUCUACGAAUCAAGGUUAUUCUACGAAUCAAGGAUAUUCUAUGAAUCAAGGUAGAUUUCCUAACGAAGCUAGCAUGGCUAUGCUGCAGACCUCUGCUGUGGUAUACGGCAAGGCUCAGAACGACCAAGUCUUAGGUGUGCCUCGUAUCGGGAGCUCUAAUAUCCUACAGACCGUAAACCCUCCUCAGAAUAAUGCUGUCUUAUAUCAGCCCAACCUAUUGCGGCCAAUUCAGGGUACUACUACACAUAUUCGGAGACCACCGCAAACUUCGGGCCAUGUCAUGGGUAGUCAAUUCACCAAUUGGGAAAGCCAGCCGGCUUUCAAGGGAGAGUUGACACGAGCCUUUUCAAUGAGCGAGGCACCGCAUGAUGAUGAACAGAAACGAGCUGCCGCGCAAGCCAUUACAGCAGCAGUUUGGGGUCGACAACGACCUCGUGAGCAACAUGCCCAGGUAAAAUGGGAGAUAAUGACAGCAGCAUCGUCUCCACGAUUUGUUGAAGCAAUCUGCUUGAACCUUCUGUCUACUAUUGAGCUAGCCGAUAUGGAACCAUCGGCUAUUGCCGCAAAGCGGCGUGAUUGGGACAAAUUGACAGAGACAGAAUGGGAGGAAUACAAAGCCGCUGCAGCUCGCAAGUCUGAGGCAGGCCCUGAACAUCUACAAUAUGGAUUCCACCAAAUGUCGUCUACUCCCAAGGGGGAAAAUUCUGGCCGACGUAAACCUCUUCGACUAGAUGAUCAGGAGGCAUUGGAAACUGUUAUCGAGAAUCGAAAGGCGAAGCAGUCUUCCCAUGUCAAUCCUCGCCUGCCUAGCUGGGCUAUUGACGCAGUUACCAGACAUGGACGCACAUCAUCACCCUCGAUACACCCUUCCGCCGGCCCCUCAUCUUCUACCCCUACACAUCUUUCACCCAAGACUCCUUUCAAGUGAGCCUUCGCGGCCCUAAUGAAAUAUCAGGCCCGGCUUUCGAUUCUAUCGUCUCCUCCUUUUCGAUUUAGGCUUACGGAUCGCCAUUUCAGGAGCCCUCGGCGUUUGG